Messenger RNA from Drosophila guanche, 1979 nucleotides. RefSeq names its product ras-interacting protein RIP3. Gene Ontology annotation, cellular component: cytoplasm; nucleus. The record is from RefSeq and is a predicted model, not a curated record. The transcript has 3 exons. Gene Ontology annotation, molecular function: DNA-binding transcription factor activity; RNA polymerase II cis-regulatory region sequence-specific DNA binding; histone deacetylase binding. Lineage: Eukaryota; Metazoa; Arthropoda; Insecta; Diptera; Drosophilidae. Bases 87 to 1709 code for a protein of 540 amino acids. Gene Ontology annotation, biological process: regulation of transcription by RNA polymerase II; cell fate commitment.
UUUCCCGGUUUUCCAAGACAUAAACAUCCAAUCUCCCACGUAUACCCCCCUGAGCGAUCAGCAGAGAGCUGAGCAACGAGUGAAAUAUGAACUUCACACCCUUUGGGAACAACUUUCCCGGCAAUAUCCCCGGUCUGCCGCAGUUCACAACCAGCACGGCGCCCCUCGUCUCCUCACUAACCGCCGCCGUGGCUGAUGUGACGGUGACGGCCACCAAUAAUCCGCAGCAACAGCAGCAGCAGGAUGCCGGCGGCGGGAGCACACGCUACCAGCAGCAACAGUCCGCCACCACAGUGGGCAUGACGCACUUCAGCCAGCCGUCCAUGUCGGCGGGGCAGAGUGGCGGCGCAGGCGCGGUCAGCAGCAAGUUUCGCAGCGGACAGGAGGAGGGCAUGCAGGGCGACAAGUACAAUGGGCAUCUGGUGUCCACAGCGCAGCAGCAACAGCAACAGCAGCAGCCGCAGUAUGCCACAGUGGCGUAUGCCAGUGCGACGGCAACGAGUGGGUCCGCCGAUGCGCUGCAGGCAGGCACCUCCAGCCAGGCACAGCAGCAGCAGCAACAACAACAGCAGAUGCAGCAGCAACAGGUUGCGGCGCCGCAGGAACUCACACAGGAUCUGUGCAAUGCCAUUCUGCAGCAGCAAGUGCUCCAAAACACCUCCUGGCAAACGCUUACGCCGGGCACCACCGUCGCCGAUUACCUCUCUCAUCUUCCGGCCAACACGCUGCCCCUGUCGCUGCAUCACUUCCUCAAGUACUCCGCGGAGACGAUCAAGAAGGAGAACCAGCAGAAUGUGGUGCUGCAGGUGCAAACGGGACCAGCCAUAGGCAUCAAUACCAUUGGCACCACAACCAUUAGCAUACCUCAGCAGGAUCAGCUGACGAUGCAGCAGCAGCAGGCGACGUUGCAGGUGCAGGCACAGGCGCAAACGCAGGCGGCAGUGGCUUCCACUUCGACGGCGACAGGCGUCGUUGCCACCACCAGCAGCGGCACCAAGAAAAAGAAACGCAAAAAGCGAAACAAGGACCGCAAGCCCAAGCUGCGUCCGGGCGAGAUACGACUUGGCACAGCGCUGGACGGCAGCCCGCUGUACAUGUGUCCCGAGUGUCAUGUGGCCUAUCCGGAGCCGGAGCUGCUCGAGGUGCAUCUGGUGGGGCACAACCUGGAGAAGCGUUACGUGUGCGAUGUGUGCCAGGCGUCGCUGAAGCGCAAGGAUCACCUCACGCGCCACAAGCAAUCGCACAAUCCAGAGCGGCCCUACAUCUGCACCGUCUGCCUGAAAGCCUUCAAGCGCAAGGAGCAACUGAGUCUGCACUUUGUCAUCCACUCGGGCGAGAAGCGGCACCAGUGCCAGGAGUGCGGCAAGGGCUUCUAUCGCAAGGAUCACCUGCGCAAGCACACACGCAGCCACAUAGCGCGCCGUGUCAAGGCCGAGCUGAACAGCCAUGUGCGGCGCGAGAACGGCACCAGCAUGCUCCAGCCAGUGGUGACGGAGGCAACCACUGCCGCGCUGCAGCAUGCCAAUCAGCUGGCCAGCCAGCAGCAACAGUUGCAACAGCAGCAGCAACAGCAGCAACAACAACAACAGCAGCAGCAGCAGCAGCACCACAUCGUGAUCACCCAGCAACAGCAGCAACAGCAACAGCAACAGCAGCAACAGCAGCAGGCACCUCAGGUGCAGCAGCAACAGCAGCAAAUGCUAAAUUAGCCAAAUGAUUUUUGUAAAGUCAGUUAAGCAAAAUUCAAUUCCGCCACACAGGCAGCCGCCAGCAGACACAAACACAGCUGCUGGUGGCUGACCCAAAAAACGCAACUCUCUCGGUCCACACAAUUUAAUUGACUCCGCAAAUCGGAUAGAACUCACUGACGAUAUCAGCAGGUUCGCUAGCAAAUAUCUCGGGAGCUACCACUCCAAGGCAGCUCCCAAUGUUGUACAAUUUUAAAGGUAAGCCACACAGAAACACACACAACCCACACA